Messenger RNA from Colletotrichum destructivum, 624 nucleotides. RefSeq lists its product as uncharacterized. The transcript has a single exon. Lineage: Eukaryota; Fungi; Ascomycota; Sordariomycetes; Glomerellales; Glomerellaceae. The record is from RefSeq and is a predicted model, not a curated record. Bases 1 to 624 code for a protein of 207 amino acids.
AUGACGGCUAAGCACCACACGCUGCUUUUGGAAUUUUGGAUCGACGUCGGCUUCCUAGCAUUCAGGAAUCACGUACUCCAUUUCAGACCUUCGGACCUUCUUAUGUAUAAAGACGACAAUGCGAACGCCAUGUUUGAACAGGGCACCGAGGGGACUGUCGCAAUCAAGGCCACAAAAUAUAUCGAGAAGGGUGAAAUCAUUCGACUCGCAUGCCCCGAACCCUAUUUCUGCCCCUGUCAACUCUGUGACACUGCACGAUCUCAACAACCACCGGAAUUGGACAGACCAAUAUCACCAAGCUCUCGGCUACGGGCAUCUCCCAAUGGCGCCCAAAGCGACAAGCAACAGACAGAGGAACGACGGCCAGAAUCGAGCAAAACAAGCUUGCCAAGCUCUCAGCGACCGAUGUCUCCCAGCGAUGCUCCAAAUGUCAACCGAAAAAUCAAUGAGGUUCGAGUUGAGCAAAGAGAUUCGGCCCAGGACAAUUCAGCUCAAACCAAUCCGGCUGAAGAUCAAGAGCCCAAGAUCAAACUCUCUCGACGACAGAAAGUCAAGCAGGCAUGUAAGAGAGUACCAAAAAUGUUCAGAUUCAAGAAGGAAACCCCCGCCGUUGUAGAGCCGUAA